CUCGCUCUCGUUCUGAAACCAUGGCUCCUACCUACAUGCCUUCUGCUGAUUACUCAAAGCUUUCCAACAAGGAAAAACAUAAACUAAGAAAACCAGUGGUGGAAAAAAUGCGUCGCGAUCGCAUCAACAACUGCAUUGAGCAGCUUAAGGUGAUGCUGGAGAAAGAAUUCCACCAGCAAGACCCCAACACCAAGCUGGAGAAAGCUGACAUUCUGGAGAUGACUGUCGUCUUCCUGAAGCAGCAGCUGCAAAGCCAGAUCUCAGCACCUCAGAAAGCUCACUGUGAUGAUUACUCUCAGUGCUGGAGGGAAACCGUGAACUUCCUGUCUGCCAACUCCAAACUAGACGUCAGAGGUCAGCAUCUCAAUGGCUGUCAAGAAUCCCAGAGAGCGCAGAAAGAUUUGCCCGUGUCUCCACGUUCCUCCCAGAUCCACCAAGCUCCAGUCAAGCAGGAGAUCGAGAUCAGUGUAAACCGAGCUGUAUGGAGGCCUUGGUAGAGAUCCUAAGUACUGAGACGCUCUCAUGUUAACCAGAUGGUAGUUUCACCAUCGCUAAGUAGGAGUGUAUUUUCCAUUCCAGUGAUUCAGAUCAUUUUCUCAUGUUGGGUUUUGAUCAGAAUUCUCAAUGUAUGUUUAUUCUGUGUCCUCCCUAUGGGCAGGACAAGGUUAUCAAUUAACCCAUGUUGUUUAUCUUCAUAUUGAAGAGUUACACAUGUUCAGAUUUGUCUUAACCCCAGUGAAGUUUUAUUUACUAAAUUAAUCUAAUUGACUGUGUUUGUUAGCUUUUUUUCAUAAAAGUU
Neoarius graeffei (lesser salmon catfish) is the source of this 799-nucleotide messenger RNA. Its product is annotated as transcription factor HES-5-like. The coding region runs from base 21 to 497 and encodes 158 amino acids. The record is from RefSeq and is a predicted model, not a curated record. The transcript is spliced from 2 exons. Gene Ontology annotation, molecular function: DNA-binding transcription factor activity, RNA polymerase II-specific; protein dimerization activity; RNA polymerase II cis-regulatory region sequence-specific DNA binding. Gene Ontology annotation, cellular component: nucleus. Lineage: Eukaryota; Metazoa; Chordata; Actinopteri; Siluriformes; Ariidae. Gene Ontology annotation, biological process: regulation of transcription by RNA polymerase II; regulation of neurogenesis; anterior/posterior pattern specification.